AUGUCCACCUUUGACUUCGUCAUUGUCGGAAGUGGCCCCUCAGGCAGCGCUCUUGCCGCUGGCCUCGCCAACUCCGCCGCAAAGCCCCGUGUCCUUCUUCUAGAAGCAGGCGAUCAUAAUGAAGAUCGCAACCUCCGCGUGGAUGGCCAACGAUGGAUCACUUUCCAGAACCAGUCCAUGAACUGGGGGUACAAGACAACCCCACAGAGCGAUUGCAACGAUCGGGAGAUUGACUACAGCCGUGGCCGGUGCAUGGGCGGGUCGAGUGCUAUCAACUUCGGUGUGUACAGCGUCGGCGCCCGCGACGACUAUCAGGAGUGGGCGCGAAUUACUGGCGACGAGUCCUAUGCUUGGGAAAACAUUCAGCGGAGGUUCAAAGAGCUAGAGACGUUCCACGGGAAGACCCCCGACGGUGUAGCCAAGAAGUAUGCGGAUCCAAAGAUGGAAGAUCAUGGGAGCCAGGGUCCGUUGCAUGUGGGCUUUGCGCAGGAAUGGGAAAAGGACUUGACGGAGCUUUUGGAUGUGUUUGAGCAAGUUGGAUUUCCGUUGAAUCCCGAUCACAAUUCGGGCAAUCCAAUUGGAAUGUCAGUUCUGAUUAAUUCAGCCCACAAGGGACUACGAUCGACGGCGGGGGAUCUGGUGAAGGAUAAGCUUGAUAACCUCACAAUCAUCACGGGAGCACCUGUGCAGCGUGUACUCCUGGAAGCUACCAAGGCCGUCGGUGUGGAGUCUAAUGGGACAAAAUACUUUGCUACGAAGGAAGUUAUUUUGAGCGCUGGCUCAUUGAACGACCCUCGUAUCCUUAUGCACUCGGGUAUUGGCCCCGCCGCUCAAUUGGAGCAGCACAAUAUACCCGUUGUUCUUGAUGUCCCCGCUGUGGGUCAAGGUCUCCGUGAUCACUGCUUUGUACCGAUGGUCAACACCCGCUCGGAAACGAGCACUGGUCGCAAGGCGUUCUAUGGCGAUAAAGCCGCUAUGGACGCUGCACUAAAGCAGUGGCAAGAGGAUGGGACAGGCCCCUGGGCGAAGUUUGCCUGUGAAUUAGGUAUCGGUUGGUUUAAGCUGGCUGAGCAGCUUGUCUCUUCACCGGAAUUCAAGGCUCUUCCCACGGAUGAACAGAGAUACCUGCUCCAGGAAACGGUGCCGCAUUAUGAAAUCAUCACACAUUUCCCUGUCCACUGGUUCAUCCCGGAUUUCCCCUCCGAAGCACUGAACUACUCCUGUCUUCUCGUCUUCCUCUUCAAUGCCCAGACUCGCGGCGAAGUGACUCUGCAGUCGUCUGACCCAGACGCUCCGCUCUCGUUCAAUCCCAAGUUCCUAGCUCACCCAUUCGAUCGGCGACUCGCGAUUGAGGCCCUACGGGACUCAUUCCGUAUCAUCAAACACGAGUCCUACACUAAGGACAACGUGGCAGAGAUGGCAAUGCCAAAGGGCGAUUCAGAUGAGGAUCUGCUGGAGUACUGGCGGCAGAACAUUUCUUCUAGUUGGCAUAUGACGGGUACUGUAAAGAUGGGUAAGAAGGGAGAUCCGGAUGCAGUCGUUGAUCCAGAUUUCAAGGUCACGGGCAUUGAGAAUCUACGCGUGACUGAUAUGGGUGUGGUGCCGGUUUUGGUAAAUGCGCAUGUCCAAGCUGUUGCGUAUGUCACUGGUGCGACUUGUGCAGAGAAGUUGGUUCGUGAGUAUGAUCUGGCAUAG
Molecule: messenger RNA, 1695 nt
Organism: Penicillium cataractarum
Lineage: Eukaryota; Fungi; Ascomycota; Eurotiomycetes; Eurotiales; Aspergillaceae
Product: GMC family oxidoreductase
Exons: 3
Coding region: 1-1695 (564 amino acids)
Molecular function (GO): flavin adenine dinucleotide binding; oxidoreductase activity, acting on CH-OH group of donors
Source: RefSeq, a predicted model, not a curated record